Messenger RNA from Musa acuminata subsp. malaccensis (wild Malaysian banana), 1539 nucleotides. RefSeq names its product ADP,ATP carrier protein 1, mitochondrial. The record is from RefSeq and is a predicted model, not a curated record. Gene Ontology annotation, biological process: mitochondrial ATP transmembrane transport; mitochondrial ADP transmembrane transport. NCBI's taxonomy places the organism in Eukaryota, Viridiplantae, Streptophyta, Magnoliopsida, Zingiberales, Musaceae. Gene Ontology annotation, cellular component: mitochondrial inner membrane. Gene Ontology annotation, molecular function: ATP:ADP antiporter activity.
UUUUCGUUCCCACCUCUCGAGUUAGCCCCGCAUAAUUCUCUUUUGCCUCCUAUAAAGUGGGAGUCGUAGAGCGCUACGGAAGAAGAGCGAGAAAGCGAGAUCGAUCACGCUUCCCAACGACGGAAGUAAUGGCAGAUCAGGUUACCCACCCAACAGUGAGCCAGAAGGUUGCAGGCCAGUUCCAUCUUAGAUCCUACUUUUCACAAGAUCUACAUGCUCGGAAUCGCAGCUUCUAUGGCCCCUCUUUGUAUGAGAGGCGCAUUACAACAGGAAACUUUAUUAAUCAGGAUUUUCAGAAACCAUACAUGCACUGUGGAAUACCCACUGUAACAUCUGUCUCACCUGUUUUUGCCAAUGCUCCUGCCGAAAAAGGUUUUGCAAGCUUUGCUAUAGACUUCCUUAUGGGUGGAGUUUCUGCUGCGGUUUCCAAGACUGCUGCUGCUCCAAUUGAACGUGUGAAACUACUGAUCCAGAACCAAGAUGAGAUGAUCAAGACUGGUCGUCUCUCUGAACCUUACAAAGGAAUUACUGAUUGCUUUGCCCGAACAAUCAGAGAUGAGGGUGUUGGAUCUCUAUGGAGAGGGAAUACAGCUAAUGUCAUUCGUUAUUUUCCCACUCAGGCUUUGAACUUUGCAUUUAAGGACUACUUCAAGAGGAUGUUUAACUUCAAGAAAGACAAAGAUGGGUACUGGAAAUGGUUUGCAGGCAACCUUGCUUCAGGUGGUGCAGCCGGUGCUUCUUCUCUGCUUUUUGUGUAUUCUUUGGACUAUGCUCGUACUCGUUUGGCAAAUGAUGCAAAGGCAGCAAAGACGGGUGGUGAAAGGCAAUUCAAUGGCCUUGUUGAUGUGUACCGUAAGACAUUGCAGUCAGAUGGUGUUGCUGGACUUUACAGAGGAUUUAACAUUUCAUGUGUUGGGAUCAUAGUAUAUCGUGGUCUUUACUUUGGAAUGUAUGAUUCUCUAAAGCCAGUGCUUCUCACAGGAAAGCUACAGGAUAGUUUCUUUGCAAGCUUUGCCUUGGGUUGGUUGAUCACAAAUGGUGCUGGACUUGCAUCUUAUCCCAUUGAUACUGUUAGGAGAAGAAUGAUGAUGACAUCUGGAGAAGCUGUCAAGUACAAGAGCUCUUUAGAUGCUUUCUCCCAGAUCCUGAAGAAUGAGGGAGCCAAAUCAUUAUUCAAGGGUGCAGGUGCUAAUAUUCUCCGUGCAGUUGCUGGUGCAGGUGUGCUUGCUGGUUAUGACAAACUUCAGCUCGUUCUUUUUGGAAAGAAGUAUGGUUCAGGUGGUGCUUAAGGAUACACAUAAUAUUUUAUGAAAUUGAAAACCAAUUUUCUCUAAACCAGAUGCAAAUCUGGAUGGCAUUUUUUUUUUAAUUUCAAUAAGUUCUGUUGAGGGAGAUUCUCAUUACAAUUUUUUGGUGGAGGUUUGUUCUCCCAAACCUUGAUAAUUUUCAAUUUAGAUGAUAGUGGUCCUGUCAAACAAUAUAUGUUUGAUGGCAUUAAUGAAGUUGUCAAGACUUGGAUUAAAUAGUCAUCUUCUGUUA